AUGGCGUCUUUUUUGCGGAAGGUACCCUGGUCCAGCCGAGUAUGGAAACCCCUGACUUUUCCGAACCCUGAUUUCUUACGCAUUCCACCUGGCGAAAGAGUAGAGGAGGAGCUCUUCCCAGACUACAAAGCAUCGCGGUACUACCCAGUCAUCAUCGGCCAGGUCCUCAAGGAUCGCUAUCAGAUUGUAGGAAAGCUAUGCUUUGGUGCCAGCUCAGCUGUUUGGUUGGCGCGCGACCUAGAGGGUUGUCGACAUGUGGCACUGAAGCUUUUCAUUCACUCACAGUCUAUGGGCGAACAAUUAGAUCGCGAGGUGUCUAUAUACAGGCGAAUUUCUAAUGCUUCUUCGACGCAUCCUGGUCGCGGCGCAGUCAGGGAGCUUCUCGACUCAUUCGAUAUCGCUGGACCAGAAGGAUCGCAUCGAUGCUUAGUGCAUCCUCCAUUGUGGGAAAACCUGCUGACUUUCCUUCACCGAAAUCCAGUUGGGAGAUUGCCCGUGCCCGUUCUCGCCUUUACCCUUCGGCGCAUGUUUCAAGCUUUGGACUUCCUACACACAGACUGCCAGGUUGUUCACACAGAUAUCAAGGCUGACAACAUCAUGUUCGGUAUCGAAGAUGAUUCCGUCUUCACAGCAUUCGAGGAAGAAGAGCUCAGCGACCCAUCUCCGCGGAAAACUGUGGAUGCCGUUGUUGGGGAAGUCGAACGCCUGGAGGACGUGCAACCGGAUAUCUACAGGGCACCCGAAGUCAUCGUCGAAGCACCAUGGUCCUACUCAAUCGAUAUAUGGAACACGGGCUGUGUGAUCUGGGACCCAUUCGAAGGGGGUCACCUGUUUACAGGGCACGAUCCAGAGUCCGAGAGAUACCGUAGCCGAGCGCACCUUGCAGAGAUUAUUGAUCUUCUUGGACCACCUCCACAGACGCUGCUGCAAACGGGCAGGUCGAGCCACAAAUUCUUCACGGAUACCGGAUGUUAUUUCGCUACAGGGGACCUACGUGGCGCCGACGCGGGGCUGCUGGCUGGUGCGUCACUUGAGGAAAUGGAGUCUUCCCUCGAGGGUGACAGUCAGUAA
This is a messenger RNA of Verticillium alfalfae VaMs.102, 1071 nucleotides long. Its product is annotated as serine/threonine-protein kinase SRPK3. The record is from RefSeq and is a predicted model, not a curated record. The coding region runs from base 1 to 1071 and encodes 356 amino acids. The transcript has 6 exons. NCBI's taxonomy places the organism in Eukaryota, Fungi, Ascomycota, Sordariomycetes, Glomerellales, Plectosphaerellaceae. Gene Ontology annotation, biological process: spliceosomal complex assembly; regulation of mRNA processing; protein phosphorylation. Gene Ontology annotation, molecular function: ATP binding; protein kinase activity.